Capronia epimyces CBS 606.96 is the source of this 441-nucleotide messenger RNA. RefSeq lists its product as uncharacterized. The record is from RefSeq and is a predicted model, not a curated record. The transcript has 2 exons. Lineage: Eukaryota; Fungi; Ascomycota; Eurotiomycetes; Chaetothyriales; Herpotrichiellaceae. Bases 1 to 441 code for a protein of 146 amino acids.
AUGUCUUCCACCCAGGUCCCAGCCCAUACCUGCUGGUUUUGCGUCCACGACAACCCUUCCUAUGCGACUGUUUGCGAAGGCUGUGGCAAUAUCGCAAUUCCAACAAAAUUCGAUACGAACCCAGUUCAAACGCUCAUCACAACAUUUCGUCCUGGUGGCGGCGAAGGUUACCUCCCAGCUAGAGAUGUUGUGGAGAUGUUCAACGACUUGUCCAAACAUGACAGAGCCGCUCUGCGGUUUGUUGAUGGAACCGGUAACUCAGCUCUCAUCAUCAGCAAGAUAGGGUCCAAAACACGAUUCAGCUUCAGUGGCAGACCUAGAGGAGACAAUAACAGAGUGUACAAAUGGAACAACGGGGUCACGAAACAAGUGUUCUGUGACGUGGUGGAUCAAAUCAUGAACAUGGACACGCUUUAUCCGGGCUGGCGACACGAGAUCUGA